GUUAAAUUGUUAGCGAAAAUUUAUAAAAUUAAUAAAUUGUAAACUUGACGAGAUGUAUCUGUGACAUUCAUGUUAAAAAUGAUAAAGCAAAGAGGAACUGAAACUCGACACCGGCCUAUGUAUGGCGGGAAAAACUGUAAGCUUCAAUACACAUUGCAAUCUAUACGAAUGCCAGUUAGAAUCAAUAGCGAAAUGGCUGAGCUGCAACGGGGAGGUUUGGGGGAUGGGCCCGACAAUAGUGUUCGCGAGCGCCGCAGCACUUUUCCUCUACAACGAGCUGCAGGCGACCGUCUUCAUAGCUGGCGACCACGCGCACGUCUCGCUGCUAGAGAAGACCCUCGUUUCAUCCAUGAUCGUCGGAAUGUUGGCCCUGAUGGUCCACCUCUGGGUGUGCUCGAUGCGCUUCUUUCAAUACUACCUGGACACCCUUAUUAAGGACAGUCCCAGCAUGCUGUUAGAGUUGACGACGGCUGGAUUACUGGGUCAAACAGAAAUGGUGCCGCUUGGUCCACUAACCAGGUUCUUGAAGCAGCAGCAGCCUCAAAUCCAUAUAACAGUCUGCUGGUUCCUCUCUCUCUGCUACGCGGAUUACGUGAGGAAACAUUACUGCCAGAGGUUCAAUAUGCCUUACCUGGAGCAGUGGCAAGCCGAAUUGCACGAGCGCGCAACUCGCGGCGUCAACAGCACCAUCGAGAAGGUGAACAGUAUGGUGUACGCAGCGCGCCGCCGCCUGCGCGGAUACACACACACCCCGACCAGUGACGCGCACACUGAGAGCGUAUGCUCGAAGCGGCCGUCGGUGGAGGUCGGCGGGGUCCAGAAGCGAGACUCACGGUGCACGCCCCUCGUCUGUCAGCCCAGUCAAGCCACGGCCGAAGCUAUUGAGAAGCUCAGAACGUAUAUUGCGGAAACACGAUGUUGCUGCAGCAGUGCGUCGGACGCCCGCGAAUGUGUUUCUUGCACUUCAAUCCGUUCAAAAAGUACAGUCUGAAUUAUCUAUUGGAUUUUAUGAAAGCAGCUA
Messenger RNA from Vanessa atalanta (red admiral), 1021 nucleotides. RefSeq lists its product as uncharacterized. The record is from RefSeq and is a predicted model, not a curated record. NCBI's taxonomy places the organism in Eukaryota, Metazoa, Arthropoda, Insecta, Lepidoptera, Nymphalidae. The transcript has 7 exons. The coding region runs from base 122 to 991 and encodes 289 amino acids.